AUGGACACGGACAUUCUCGCCAUCGCUAUUGCCACAGGUGAGUACUCCUGUCGGAUGAGACAGACUCCCUUGCCCCUAGUCCUGAGAAGUGAACCCUGCCUUUCACUCAAAGUGCUACUCCCCCAGCCUUGGGGGAAGAGCUGGGAAGGUUCAGGAGGCUGGGCCCCUGACUGUGCCUUGGUGUGGGGGUGGGUAGUGUCUUUCUUUGUGUUUGUUCUGGCCAUCUUGCUGCUACUCCUCUACCAUCGGGACCCCCAGUGUUGCCAACUCCUCUGUUCCUGCCGCUUCCUCCAGGGUCCUAGCCAGUGUGACAGUCCCCCUCCCUACUUUAGCAAUAACCAGGACUUGAUGGGACCCUCAGCCAGAUCCCAGACAUCAGAGAGGAUGAGAACUAGGGUGCAGGGGCACUUCCAGGGUGAUGAAGUAUUCUGUGUGGGACUGCCCAGUAACUAUCAGCUGCCCCAUUGGUAUCCCCCACGUCUUCCCAGCUAUGAGAGUGUUCGAAAAAAGGACCGGCAGCAACAGAUCCACCGACUGAUUGCACAUCGUUUUGGACUAUGGGCCUGCAGAGAGCUUCCACCAACCUAUGAGGAAUCCCUGGGUUCACUCCCUGAGGUACCCCCCAGUCCUGGCUCUGCCCCUCCAUUCCAGAGAACAACUGCCUUCCCUACUCAGAGAAAUACUGCAGUGUAGGAGCAUGCAAGCAGCCUCCUCCUGGCUACCUUCAUAUCCCAGACCAACACAGGCAGCAAAGACAGUGCCAAGUUGCCAUCGGUGGAAUCCUCUGCCAAACUCCAAUUGUGCUAGAUGCCCUUUGGAGCUUUCAAGGUAGUGCAACAGGAAGGGCUCAUUGAUGCCACAUCUUCAGGAAUGCUAUCUGUGGCCAUCACCCCUUCCAUCUCCCCAGCUUCUAUUCUCCUGAUAGCUUUCUCCAGUGUUUGCAAAGAAGUGAUGAGCCUAGGAUUACUGCCCACAAGCACAAAGGAUAAAGUGAAUUAUAGAAAAGGAAGUCUUGUUCAAGAACACAGGGAAAACAAGGAAAAGAUUUAAAAGUGGAUUUCAGGAGUCCUAAUCUUUUCUGUUCCAACUUCCUGAGGUUUCUGGAAUGAUCAGAAAUGGAUACUUUAUUCCAAUUCUAGAAACUCUUGAUCUCUUUAGGCUCCUCUUGGCAGAAAUAGCCAGAGGGACCACAGCCACCAAGCUAAUCACUUAUAUGUGCCACACCAGACAAGAGGCUGACAGGGGGAUGUGUCUUCUCCCACACAGAGUAGAAUAAAUAGUAUAGGUAAAUACAUA
Molecule: messenger RNA, 1296 nt
Organism: Sarcophilus harrisii (Tasmanian devil)
Lineage: Eukaryota; Metazoa; Chordata; Mammalia; Dasyuromorphia; Dasyuridae
Exons: 5
Coding region: 1-693 (230 amino acids)
Source: RefSeq, a predicted model, not a curated record